AUGGAAGCCCACUCCGCGGAGGAAUACAAUGAGCAUAUAGCCCCCUAUCAAGGUCGUACCUGGCCCGGGGCGAUUCUCAAGUUCUCUGUGGUGGACGAGACCCCCCACAAGUCACCCCGCGCAAGCUCGAGCAAUCGUACUAGCAUGAUCUCCACCUCCAGCCUCGACAGUGCCUGCACGGGUACCGAGGGCGCUAGUCAGAGUUCGGCGACCGUCGUCGACUGGACUGCGGCCAGCAUCCGCAGAAGGAAAGGCGACGAGCGUCGGUUGAUCAUUGACCGCCUGCGCGAACGGACGACGACACGUUCUACCGUCGGUCCCCUCUCACCGUCUUCUCCUUCGGGGCCGCCCUCCCCCGGUGCCUCCCCCACAAUAACAAUAUUGCCACCCAGUCCACCUCAAUCUCAGCCGACGCCAAGACCAUUACCUCCGAGGCCCGACAGGACCGACUCGCCUGCGACCGGGAGUAGCGUCAGGACUGUCAGGCCUUCUCUGUUCGAUCUGUUAUCUGAGGAGCCCUCGACCGUCGCUAGUGCGUCCACGGACAAGCCGCCGACGCGGUCUAUCUUCGACGUAUUCCAGACGGAAAUGAAUGCUACUGAUGCCUCGAAUUCUUCGACUCUGCCAAACACACAACGCAGUCAGUCCACUCGUGUUCAAGACUUCACAGCGGCACAAUCUGGAAAUGACAAUGAGCCGUUGUUUGUCAUUCCCCCUCCGCCUGUGAUGUGCCCCGUACACUGGUCCAACGUGCAGUCCGCACGGUCCUCUCUUGUGAUUCCGCCGCCGCCUGUGCUUUACCCGACUGCAUCAAGCAACACAUCUGCUGUGACCCCACUGGUGCCUACGAACAACAGAGACGAUAUCGUGAUGGACUCUCCCUCGAGCGAGUUGGGCCCAGGCACCCUUCAAGCAUCUCGGUCUGAUGGGGCGCAGCACCCCGAGUCAUCGCGGCAGUCCGCGCAGCAUCAAGCUUCGGGCCCCGGGGGCACACGCAAUCCCGUCGCUACGCUGCAGGCAACUCCUGCCAACGUUUCUUCGCAAGGUCAUUCGGUCAAUUGCUGUUCGGUGUCGCGGACCAAGGCUGAGAUCGAAACGAUUAUCGAUAACGUCAUGGUCAAUAUUGAGCGUACAAUGAAGAGGUCCUUUGGAGAUGGGUGGGAGUAUCGCAGGCCGUCCGCGCACGGACCUGGCUGCGGCCGAGCAAAUUCGAGCUCUUGCGGCCCACGGCGCAGCCAGGGAAAUGAUACGUCUGUUCUGCAUGCUCGUACUUCAAUAGCCCCCGGCUACCAUCGGCAUAAUGACCUCUCUAUGCCCCCCUCACCUGGUAAGACGUGGGCAAGUGGGCAGUCCGACUUUGGUUGGGGCUCACCACAAGUGAGGUCGCCUUUCCCUCAGCCCCCGUGCUCUCUCUUUGUACCUCCGCCGCCUCAAUUCCAGAUUCCUCCAGAGGGCUUUAUGCCCUAUAUGCCACCUCCGCAUUUCGCAGUCCCACCACCGCCUCCCCUGCCGUCGUUUGUGUCUCCCGCGCCCGGUUGGACUACCUCGUGGACUCCCCAGCGUGAUUUUGACUACUGUUCGUCAUGCAUCUGCAAGUCUCGUGCAUACGAGGUGCAUGAUCCUACGCAUCACUUCUUCCCUAUUUCCAGACCAGGGUCUAUCGACGCCUACUACCGUGCCCGCCAGCGCCUGGUGAAUGCUCGCUUGUCCGAAACGCAGGCUCAAUCCACAUCUGCAAGUCCUCCGCGAGAACCUAUGUCUCCCAUACGCGUUCCCACCGGACAGACAAGCGGGGAUCUUCCAGUUCAUCGCAACGUAUUCUGCGAUAACUGUCAUGACCAGGUUGUCGGGAUUAGACACAAGUGUCUGGAUUGUCCCGACUAUGACCUGUGCAGUUCGUGCAUCGCACAGCCCGGUCUGCUCGCUACGCAUGGUCCUCGACACCAAUUCUUCGAGAUCGACCGCCCGGGUGAAGUGAUUGUGCACACCGUCUUUUCUGAUAACGACGAGGUCGGCGCCCCUCGUUCCCCGUCUCCUGUAGAGUCUAUGGAGCCUGUGGUUAUACGGGCUCCCUCGCCAAUCAUUCACCAAGCCAAAUGCAACCUUUGCGACUCGAGGAUCCAGGGAGACCGCUACAAAUGCAUGAACUGCCCUGACUUCGACACGUGCUCCUCGUGUUUCCAAAUUACUGCAGAGCAACACCCUGACCACGGCUUUGUGAAGAUCGAAAGACCUGACAAUCUCAUAGUCCGCAACGCACUGGGUUCGAAUGUAAUUCAUGGCGCUGUUUGCAAUGUUUGCCGGAAUCAGAUCGUUGGCAUCCGUUACAAGUGCAUGCAUUCUUCUUGUCUGGACUUCGACCUCUGUCAAUCCUGUGAGGCCCUUCCAUUCCCCGUGCAUCCGCCUGCACAUCCGUUCCUGAAGAUGAGAAAGCCGGACGCUACAAUCCCCGCUGUCCGGAGACCGGAAGCUGCGCAGCCGGCUAUGCAUGACCUGUUGGACCAGCUCGAGCGUACGAUGCCAUCCGAGUCGGGGCGAGAAUGUAGUUUGGUGGAAGAACUCAUGGCGACUGAGGAAUGCCGCAGGAAUCCCGUAACCAUCCAAGCUUACUCGAGCAACAAGCCUGAUGUCGCGGAUAGUACAUGGAUGAACACCUCAACCUCACUCAUUCCGGAGGACGUCGAAAGCCAUGAACGUUCGGAGGGUGUGUCGGACGAGUCGAUAACACGUACUUCAAGCCUGGCCCCCACCGCGAUAGACUUUCCUACCAGUUUCCCAGAUCUCACUCCGUUGGAAUCAUUGAACAACAACCACUGGGACGAAGGGGUACGGCCUACAUCUCUGCUGGGAAAUGUGGCCAUUGCGGAUUCCACGCUUCUUGGACGAUUGGUGAACGACGUUAUCUCUACUCCUACCGCAGAACCGGAGGUUGUGGCAUCAUCACCUCUGACCGUUCCUAUGGCGCUGGAACAAUCGGUGUCUCCCGUCGGGCAGCCGCACGUCACAGAGGCUGAGGAGCGUCUAAUUGAUUACGGCGAGACGAAUACUGAGAAGGAUCAACGCAUCGAGGGGGAGUCCACGCUUGGAGGACUAACGACACCAUCUACUACCUCCUCCACUUCCAUUCCCCGGCUUGGACCUGUGAAUAACGAAUGGCGCGAACUCUGGCCAGAGCUGACGUCUAUGCUGAAACAUCUCCUCCAGCCGACCACGCCUACUGGAACACCGAAUGCCGCUAUGACUGUGGAGGAGGAAAUGAUGCCGGGUGCGAUGAUUGUUGAGCAGCCCAAGGCCGCCGAGGAGCAAGAUAUUUCCAAGGCCGUCGAGGAGUCGCCUCUGGUUGGCGAGCCGCUCUUGUGUAGGCCCCUCGGGGCCCGCGUCGGGGAAAGGCCUCUGCACGCUGUGUUCGACGAAACGGUCUAUCGUAGCUCGUCCAACACUGUCCCGGUCAGCGAACAGUCCAGGAACUCGAUUUUCAGCGUGGUCUCGAGCACGACGCUGCCAGCAAGGGAGCCCUCUCCUGAGCCAGUUCCGCAGCCGCUGCUCGCUAGUUUUGUGUCAGACAACAACAUUCCCGACGGCCAGAUUUUUCCGCCUGGAGCCGAGUUCGUCAAGGCGUGGAAGAUGCUCAACAAUGGCAGGACGGAGUGGCCGGAGUCCACGGAACUGGUGUACGUAGCUGGCGAUCGGCUGGCGCCGUAUGAGGCCGCAUCGCGUCGGGCUCAUGUGGGCACUGUGAAAGCUGGUGUGGAGGUCGAGAUCGUGGCUGGCGAAAUGAAGGCUCCUGAGAUUCCGGGACGAUAUGUGAGCUACUGGCGGCUCAGUGAUGGUGAAGGCAACCAGUUUGGACAUAGCAUUUGGGUUGACAUAACCGUCGCUGAGAUGACGAGGGCAAUGUCUGCGCUGUCGAAUGACGAUCACUCACUGGCGUCCUCGUCUAUCAUCAUGCCGCAGCCUGCGGAGGGUGCGAGCGCCGGACUACCCACCGUAGUUGACGAGCACUUCGCCACUGCUGAUUCUGCGCCUACUGUGUCAGCUACCCUGCCCUCCAGCCCGCCGUCGGAGGAUGGCUCGUUUGACUCGUCAAUCUCUCUAGUGGACGCACCGGAUUCACCCUUGUCUGACGACGAGGAGGAAAUGUAUGAAGACAGCAGAUCGCACAUGGUGGCCGCGCCCAAUGCCCGUGUCCAGGAUCCUGAUUACGUGCUCCUGUACGACAGCGCCUCGUCCGAAGACGAUUGAAGUGAAACGGAAUAGCAUUCAUUGGUGACACUGUAUAUCAUCGAACCUCUCGCUCCUUCACUAUUUCUUAUCUUGGUCGCAGUAAACGCGCAUGCCUGAUGUAUAUUAGAAUUGGAUGCUCAAAUGGAUGUGCGUACAUUUGUCGGUUACCA
Molecule: messenger RNA, 4394 nt
Organism: Postia placenta MAD-698-R-SB12
Lineage: Eukaryota; Fungi; Basidiomycota; Agaricomycetes; Polyporales; Adustoporiaceae
Exons: 8
Coding region: 1-4242 (1413 amino acids)
Molecular function (GO): zinc ion binding
Source: RefSeq, a predicted model, not a curated record